AUGGUUCAUGGUUCUGGCUGUGGUAUAUCCUUGUUCUUCCUGGGUGUGGCUCUCUUCAUGCAUUUUCUGACAAGGAAAACUAAAGCCAGCCAAGCCAUAAAGAUCCUCAUGAAUCUUUUCAUAGCCCUUUUUCUCCUGAACCUUUGCUUCUUGGUAAAUGAGUCAAUUGCUAAACUGAAGAUCUUAGCAGCAUGUGUGGCGAUGGCAUCAGUUCUGCACUACAGUAUGCUGGCCACAUUCACAUGGUUUUCCAUGCAGGCUUUGCAUUUGUACUUCUACCUGUUCAGAAUCCCUACAGACACCAAAUAUUACAUGUACAAGAUUUGCAUCACAGGAUGGGUUAUUCCAGUUGUGGUGGUUGUUGGACUUCUUGCUUCAAGCAAAUAUGGUUACAUUGACAUUUCUGAUGACAAUGGAACAUCAGUAACUAUGUGCUGGAUUCCUGAUUCUACAAUCUACUUAGGUGUAAACAUUGGUUAUUAUGGCAUUGUGUUCAUCUUCACUUUACCCAUAUUUGUGGUAACCAUAGUGCAGAUCAAACAGUUUGUACCUAAAGAAGCAAAAGCCCAGGAAUCUACCAAGAAAAGGUUGUUCUCUCUUCUGGGUCUUUUCUGCCUUUUGGGCAUCACCUGGGGAUUCGCUUUUUUUAGCUACGGCCCUCUGCUCCUUCCCUCCUACUACAUCUUCACCAUCCUUAACUCCUUUCAAGGAUUCUUCCUGUUUGUUUACUACUACUUCUCCAGCAAGGAUCCUUCCAGAGGACAGCAAGCAAACCAAGAGCAGUAACCUUGCUACACAGAAUGUGUACACAUCUCUUUAUGGAUAAGUUACAUGUUAUUUCCUCCCUUUCUCCUAUUUGCUUUCACCAAAAAUAACUUUCAUUUACCUAUGUUCAAUAACUACAGUGAGCUGACAACUUGGACAGUACAUGUAUUUAAUCAUAUUCCCAAAUGAACUUCUAAGUCUUUGCUUGUGGAGCUUUAUUACCAAGGCACCAUUUUAAUGUCUGAUAUAAGAGACACCAUGUUCGGAAGUUGUACGGACAUCAGAGGACAGCGUUUCAUUUCUGAGGUUGCUAAAAUGGUCUAAAGAGUUUUCUUUCUCUGUCAGACUCUUUACAAAAAGUAAAAAUAGUGACUGUUUCCUGUAAGGCAGUUCUUAGCAGCUUCUGAGAUUAAAUUAGGGUUUUCUUCCUUUGGAUACACUCCUGGAAGUUGUCAGUUUGGAGGAUUCCAUGAUUCACAAAAAGCCCUAUUUUAUAUUGUACGUGAAACCUCAAAGCUUCAGUGGAAUGCAAAGUGUGACUGAUCAGUAUGUUAAAUGUGACCCUUUUACAACUGGCUGAAAGAUGCUAGGAUGCAAAGAGGGAAUCAAGCUGAAGGUGUGUGCACAGUGUCAUUGACCAACCUCAAAUCAGUUAGUUUGUUGCAUGACUGCAAAUAAUUAACUUGAGCUGAAAGACAAGAAAUUCCUCACCAUUACCUGCAGUAUAGCUAAGAGAAUGUUACAUGCUUAAAGUUAUUCUCCAAAAUGCAACUGCUUAUUUAUUCAGAUUUUACUGAUAGUAAGUAACAUGUUCACAUUUAAAAUAGGACUCUGGUUUUAUAAAACAAAAACAUUAAUAAUGGGUACAGUGCCUUGUAAAAGUAUCCUUACCCCUUGAACUCCUCUACAUUUGUCACAUUACAACUACAAACUUCAAAAAAGGUUUGUCAAGCAGCAAGAGUAUCUACAUAUUUACAUAUACACAAUAUACAUUGUAUAUUUUUAAUACUAUUAUAUUAAAAACAGACAAAGAAAAAGUGGCACAAACUGAUGAUAUUUAGUUUUUUGAUAAGCAAAUCUCUUAACAAUUUAAGUCUGAAAAGUGUGGCAUGCAUUUCAGACUUGCAUCACAGGAUGGGGUAAGAGAAGUACACAUAAAACUUUAAUUGGUUUUGUCUGUAGAUUAUUAUAACUAAAAGACAUGUGGCCUCUUCUACUCUGAAGAUCUCUACUAAGAAUUUUCUCCUGGCUCUCAUUGGUUGUCUUGGAGAAGGUGGAAUAGUCUGAUUUUUAAUAACAAUGUGAUGACAGUUUUAACAAAUAUGUAAAAAAAA
This is a messenger RNA of Xiphophorus couchianus (Monterrey platyfish), 2099 nucleotides long. Its product is annotated as adhesion G-protein coupled receptor G2-like. The record is from RefSeq and is a predicted model, not a curated record. NCBI's taxonomy places the organism in Eukaryota, Metazoa, Chordata, Actinopteri, Cyprinodontiformes, Poeciliidae. Gene Ontology annotation, biological process: cell surface receptor signaling pathway; adenylate cyclase-activating G protein-coupled receptor signaling pathway. Gene Ontology annotation, cellular component: plasma membrane. Gene Ontology annotation, molecular function: G protein-coupled receptor activity. The transcript has 5 exons. The coding region runs from base 1 to 786 and encodes 261 amino acids.